Messenger RNA from Amoebophrya sp. A120, 4731 nucleotides. The record is from the annotation of a GenBank genome assembly. NCBI's taxonomy places the organism in Eukaryota, Dinophyceae, Syndiniales, Amoebophryaceae.
GUAGAGCGCUUCUAGCUACGACAGCGCGAGCCCGCUAGCCAAAAUGUUGCAGGCGACACAGAUGAAACAAAUAGGAAAUAAAUCUCCCCGCCCGAAGAUGAAGGGAAACAAGCGAAGAUGAAGUAGAAGCUCUGAUAGGGCAGAAUGCAAAAGAUGGUAGCGGCGGUUGAAAAAGGUAAAGCCAGUGUCGGGAUGGUGCAACCGCCACCGCCUGCCACGAAGCGCAGCAAGAGUUCGUCCAGGAAACCGUCUCCCGUUGGCCUCGACGCAGCAGACAAAAAAGCUGUACAACCACGACCUACAACCACUACAAAUACCAAUCCUCCGAUGUUCAUGUUUCCGCCACUGCAAAUCCCGUCGGGCCUCACCUGUCCCAUUUCCGGUUUGUUAAUGAUCGACCCGGUGAUGGUGCGACCGACAGGGCACGUAUACGAGUACGAGAACAUAAAGCAGUACGUGCUCGCGAACCAGAAAGACUUCAUCUCCGGCGAGCCCUUGUACUUGGACGACGAGGGGGAGCUGGAGUGCAAAAAGAUUCCCUGGAUCAAAGAAACCAUUUCCAGCUGGAAGAGAAGGCCCAGCUACCGCGUCGAGGAUAGGCCGAACCAGAAAAAUCUGAAAGUCAUGCAAGUCAUGAGGUACUUGUAAUCGUAAUGUACUUCUACAGUACAAGGAAGUUGCACCUCUUCUUAGUCUCGCAAAGUCUGACUGUACAAGUUGCAAGAGAGUGCAUAAGUGAAAGUGUAUGCACGUCCAGAAAACUGACCUCUGUUUCAUCUGAUCACAACGAUGUAAAGAUUCACUUUCAAUUUCCGCGACGUCAAAACCAUUCAGGUGUCUCGAGUACCAUUUGAUCCAACUGAACAAGCUGCAACUGAAGGAAGAGCUGUCUAAGCAUCCCGUCACCAGCUCCUCCGCUUCCACUUCUGCCAAGGUCGGUCUGGGCGACGAAUUUCUGAAGAAGCUGGAGGGCUUUCUGGAGAAGAUGGAGUCCCAGCAGCAGGCGCGCAUCCAGAGUACGAACGAAGUCGUGUCGCGAAACCGCAAGAAGCUUGCGGCCGCGCAAGCGCAGGCGCAGCAAGGAGGGACAGGGCCAGCGUCCUCUCGGGGAGGUCCCAUGCAGUUCGACACGAUUUCCACGACAGGAGCCGGGAAAAGUCGACUCGAUCCCCUAAACGCCACCAGCGAUCAGAUCGUGUUACCGGACGUCGACCCGGCGCUCGCGUUUAUGCAGGACGCCUUAAGCCAAGCUGGCGACGAUGUGAAGAGCCAGUACAACGACCGCGGAAGUCCGAGAACAACUGCAACGGGGACGAUGACCACCAUGGGUCCGCCGCGGAAGAUUCAGAAGACUGCCUCCUAUGCGAAAAAGCGUGCUGCAGCCGCUGGAGCAGGAGCAAUACUCCCGGUGGAAAGUAGUACCAAAACGAAAAGCCAUAUUAAUACCGUUCCAGGUGGCCCAGGUUCUACCAUCGCCGCCUCGCGGUCGUCGAGUAAGAAGCUCAGAGAGACAACGACAGGAGGAGCGCAAAGUACAAUAUCGGGAACAAUCAUGACUCCACGAGAACACCACGAGCUGCAGCAAGCAAUUCCAUUGCAGCCACCGCGUCUGGCCUCUCCCCAACAACAAGUAUUUUCGACGCAACAGGGAGCGCAACCACCGGGUCUGCUUUCCGCGGUGGCACCGCCACAGCCAACCCCACAGCAGUUUCAAUUCUGGUUGCAGGGAAACAACAGGGCGCCUCCGCGGAACCAGGAGGAGUACGAUGAAAUGUACAACGAGUGCGCACAGGACCUGCAGCAGAGCAUCUUGCGAAAUUUUCAGCAGCAGCAGCAGCAGCAGCAGCAGCAGAUGGAGCAAGCCCUGCGCUACCAGCAAUUUCAGCUGCAGCAGCAACAAUUUCAGCUGCAGCAGCAAAUGCAGAUGUCCGCAAGAGGACCGCGACCGUCUGCCGAACAUCGGGUUGCCCCUGCGUCGAGUAGCAGCGCAGAGGAGGACCGUGCAGCGGCGAGCAGGAUGGUUUCGAAGAAACCAGCGCCGCGUCCGAAAGGAAAGGCUGCGACUGCAGUACCAAAGCCCCCGGUAGCGUUGACGGCACGACAGAGAAGCGCGGCUUUGAAGGCUGGGACACUAGUAGAGGAGCCAGUGCAAAAAUAUCAGCAGCAGCCUGCUCCACCGAAGAUGUUAUAUCAGCCGGUCGCGCAAGUUGAAGUUGACAUGCCGCGGAGCAGCACUGCACCUACUUUCCCCGCGCCACCACUACCGCCAAACCGACCUGCUAUAGUUCCCGCUUUGCAGCUGGGAGAACAACAAGCGAGUAGCGCUGCUGGCGCGUCCCCGCCCGCGGGUCACACAGUCCAGUCGGAGUCGCCUCUGGAUCAACCGCAGCCGCAACGAACACUGCAAGUAGAGGACGCAAACCCGCCGCAGGCGAGUCCGCUGGUGGUAGCUGCAAAGCCUGUGGCCGUGGCGUCAAAACCGAAGCCAAAGCAGCAACCUGUCAAGUUGACGCGCCGACAAGCGGCGAUGCUGAACCUGGACACAACUGCUAGUACUAGUGCAGGACAAGAGCAGCUCGAAGCGCCCCCCACCUCAGCGCGCUUCAUGCCCCCACCGUCUCGACCACCGCCCGCGAGGGCAGGACCACUGUCUACUGGUGGAGCGGCGAAACAAGCUGAACUUUCGCAGAACAAGCCAACCCCCGUCCUCGCGAAGGCCGUUGCAGCGGCUGCUGAGAAACUACAGAAUCCACCAGUCGCGACACUGCAGCUGGAGGGCGGUGCCAUGUUUCAAAAGCCGAGUGUAGGGUAUGCCUACAAAAUGAGCCCGAUUCUGGAAGGGGAGGACGAAAGAAGCAUGAGUUCGGAGGUGAGAGCCCAGAGCAAGGAGUCGGCCGUCGCGCCCGUCGCGCCGUCGGACGGAAGUGCGACUGGUCGGGGAAGUGCACCAGAUAGGACCGUGUCUGCUGCUGCGCCGUCAGAUCGGAAGAUGAAAAUGCAACCGAAGCAGCGACCUUUACAACUCAACGCCCGCGCUGCCCGUCCGCAGCGAGCUGCAGCGAAGGUUGCAACAGAACUGUCGACCCGAAUUCUGCUGACCGAAGAGUCCUCAAGACGUGUAACAACCACGGAGGACGAGAAAACCGGACAGUUGUCCUCGCCAUCGGGCGGUGCGGCGAAAAAUCCGCAAGUGUCAGCAGCAGUUUUGCCGCAGAACCGCUUUCCAUUCCAACCGAACACCCGUGGAGGUGAAAUGAAUGUCGUAUUACCGCCCGGUGCUGCCCCACCGGAAACGUCGUCGAUCAUGCCACCAAGUUUCCUCGUUCCGGGUGGACAUCUUCAACCUGGUUCAUCUUCUUCUAGUAGCAGCGCCAGGCCGCCAGGGGCAGCUCCACCUCCACCGCCGACGUCGAAAAGGAACCAGAGCCCGAGUCCCGAGAAAAAGAAGCGCCGCAAGGAGUCCGAGAUGCUGCUCUCCGAGCUCGACGAAGUGUUAAAGGACGACGGUUUGCACGAACUCCUCCAACGCGGCGAGGUCGCCCCCAUCGAGGAGGAGAAGGGCACAGCGGCGGAACAAGAUGCGAAAAAGUCCUCCACGGACGAAAGUUCAAACCCGGAAGGUGGCAACGACAAAAAGCGGGGCACGACGAGCCACCGUCGGGAGGAAAAGUCCAACAUUGCCGAAAAGGAUUUCAACGCCAAACUGUGCGUGCCGCUGACGAUAAAAAUACCAAAUUUGAUUUUCAAGGUCCAGGGAAUCGUCCGCUACCCGAAGCUCAACGGCGUCUACCACUUUGACGAAAGUAUAUCCAAUCUCUUGUUCUGUAAGUAGGUCGUCGACCACGUGAUCGUGCAUACUCGGACGUUGUUGUACUCGAACCGUUUCCAGUUUUGUUUCAUUCCGCCACCUCCUCCUCUCGACUAAAAAAAAAAUACUUGAUGGAUAAAAAUUCGGAUUUCUCAAAUCGUUGCAAAACAGGUCGUAAGACGGAGGUCUCUCCGUUUUUCCGUAACAACAACAGUAGCGGCGUGUUUUUUCUGAUGUGCAUCGGGCAGAAUUGGGCGGCGACGUUUAGCGAGACGAAGUACCUGGACUUGAGGAGUCCCGAAAAAUGCGCCAGGAACGAUUUCCACCCGCUGGUCGCGAACCCCCGGGGCGGAUCUUUUAUCGAAGGCAACCACGAUGACCAUCCGGGGGGCGACGCUGCCGCCUGGGCUGAUCAGUACGCCAACGAAAACAUUCGGGUCGAAUACUGCGACAAAACCGUACACCCUUGGGAGUUCCGUCCCAUACUCUGGGCACCGCACCUCUAGCGAGCUGCCUUGGGUCCGAUAAUUGACUACAAUACCGAGAAGGCGUCAACAGAUGAAAGAAUGGUGUGUAAGAAAGAAUACAGUAUAGCUGGUCAUUAGCGUUUAUUACGUUCUUGACCAGGUCGUGUAGCGAGAAACAGAAAUAAGAGAAUGAGAACAAAACUGACAGACUAAAGGACCGGUGGAGAUUUUUAUUCGAAGAAAACACAGGUUUGGAAUCUUCAAGUCGAAGGUUUAUUAGACUCAGUCGCGGAAGAAGAGACUAGCUUAAGAAGCAGGUAGUUGUGUCGUGAACGUUUCAGAACUCAUCCAUACAUGUUUCAACUCGUGAAUAAUCGUGGUCCAGAUACGACAAGCGCGUAUUUUUUUUUGUGAAAAACAGUUUCGGUUUUUCUACAUCGAGCAGGUCUACAGCAU